Aspergillus steynii IBT 23096 is the source of this 1473-nucleotide messenger RNA. RefSeq names its product transcription factor domain-containing protein. Bases 1 to 1473 code for a protein of 490 amino acids. The transcript has 2 exons. Gene Ontology annotation, biological process: positive regulation of transcription by RNA polymerase II. NCBI's taxonomy places the organism in Eukaryota, Fungi, Ascomycota, Eurotiomycetes, Eurotiales, Aspergillaceae. Gene Ontology annotation, molecular function: transcription cis-regulatory region binding; DNA-binding transcription factor activity, RNA polymerase II-specific; zinc ion binding. The record is from RefSeq and is a predicted model, not a curated record. Gene Ontology annotation, cellular component: nucleus.
AUGGUCAUUUUUGUAUCACAUUGUCAAUCGUCCAAUCAACAAUCAACACCCCCCAUCACAACUCAGAGACGGCGAGAUGGAUGCUCCGAGUGUAGAAGAAAGAAGGUCAAGUGUGAUCUGCGCCGCCCAGUAUGCUCGCGGUGCACUCGGUUCCCCAAAGAAUGUCUCUAUGGCCUGAGUAUCAUUAGUCAGACCGAUGCCCAGAAGCCCACCCCUAAACGUCCUGUAGCGUUUCCAGAGAAACCAAUCCUACCGGCAGAGUUGAAUACCUCGGCCCUGGUUCAACAGCCAGUGUUGAACCUUUCACCGUUGUUGUCAUCGGAGCAGUCGAAGUUCUUCCUGCACAUUCUGAGCACCGAGACGGCCCCAUCGCUUUUCCCGGCUGCUCCCAAGUUCUUCAUUGACAGACUGAUCAGCUCCGCAAUCGAGACUCCGCAUCUCCUAUAUGCGCUUCUUGCCUCGGCCAGCAGCCACCACAGUCGUUUGAUAGGAGACACAACCGCUCAAUCACACGCGAUGUGCUUGAGAUUCACUAACUUGUCCAUAUCCGGUCUUCGUACUGCCAUGAACGAAACGACAGAUAUGCUCCGGGCUGAAACGGCUUUGACGGCAAUGACUCUGUGCACCAAUGACGUUUGUAAUGGCAAUAUGCACAUAUGGAGAUCUCAUCUGUCUGGAGUCAUGCAGCUACUGAAAGUCAUGCUAAACGCCCCGCGCAGAUCAUUGGACAGCAGUGAUCCUUUUGUCUUGUGCUUAGUGAAGUGGUUCGCGACGCUUGAUAUUUUGGCUUGUGUUUCCGGUGUCAAUACUGGCGAGACCCUGCAAGGUCAAAAUUCGCUUCUCGGCCAGCUCCCCAGCUCUAUACCAAGCCAUGUAGAUGAUAUCUGCGGCUAUUCCUUGGAAUUGAUACCCUUGCUGGCUCGGACUGCCCAAGUUGCAUGUCAGACCGGUAUGCACGCUGCUUCCGGUGUCUGGCGAUCAGACCUAUUAUCCCAAGAGCUUGUCAGCGAGGCCGAAAUUCUAGAAACCGCAAUCCUUGCCAUCGCUGAACGCACCGCUUCGCAGGCAACAAAGGACCACCAUGGCAAUGAGCUCCCCAGUGAGCUACGAUACACGCACCUUGCUUUUGUUCACUCUGCCCUCUUAUAUCUGCAUCGGCGUGUAUGGCUAUUACCGAAAGAACAUCCAACAGUCCGAAGUGAUAUUGCCAACAUCCUAGAUGCCGUGGAAAAUAUUCCGCCCUUUUCAUCUUCGAAUAUCCUCAUCCUAUGGCCAAUAUUCAACGCCGGAUGUGAAACAGAUGUGGUCAGCGAUCGUAACCAAAUUCAAGAUCGAAUGGCCUGCGUCCAAAGUCGUGGCCUGGGUAACUUCACUCGUGCACGAGGUUUAAUGAAGGAAUUCUGGGCGUCGAACACCUCUUUACCAUGGGAUGUAUAUUUUGCUCAGCAUGGCCGAGAGCUCGUCCUAUUCUAA